AUGGCUCAGAUAAGUCCAGAUUUUGGUGUGAAGAGCAGCAGCAUCAUCAGGGAAUGGAGUGGACAGGUUCAGCCCACUCUGGUCGCCUCUUUUGUUUUCCUCUUCUGUCUGGAAGCCUGUCUGUGGGUAAGGAACCUCAGACUCAAGAGGAGACUACCAGGACCCUUUGCCUGGCCGGUGGUGGGCAACGCCAUGCAGCUAGGCCAGAUGCCCCACAUCACUUUCGCCAAGCUGGCCAAAAAGUAUGGAAACGUGUACCAGAUACGGCUGGGCUGCAGUGACAUUGUAGUUCUGAAUGGGGACAGAGCGAUACGUCAGGCUUUGAUACAGCACAGCACUGAGUUUGCAGGCAGACCAAACUUUGUCUCUUUUCAGGCUGUUGCUGGGGGGAAAAGUAUGACUUUCACCAAUUACAGCAAACAGUGGAAGAUGCACAGGAAAAUUGCUCAAUCAACGAUCAGAGCCUUCUCAUCAGCCAAUAGCCAAACCAAAAAAGCCUUUGAGCAGCAAAUUGUGGCUGAAGCCACAGAGUUAGUUGAGAUUUUCCUGAAACUCAGUGCUCGGGGCCAACUUUUUAACCCUGCUCAUGAGCUGACAGUAGCUGCAGCUAAUGUGAUUUGUGCCUUGUGCUUUGGAAAGCGCUAUGGACAUGAUGAUGUUGAGUUCAGAGCCUUGUUGCAGAGGGUAGAUGAAUUUGGACAAACAGUCGGGGCCGGCAGCUUGGUAGAUGUGAUGCCUUGGCUUCAGUCUUUUCCUAAUCCGGUCCGCAGUAUGUUUGAGAACUUUAAGGACCUGAACCGAGAGUUCUUUGGAUUUAUCCAGAACAAAGUGGCUAAGCACAGAGAGACAUUUAAUCCAGAGGUUACCAGAGAUAUGAGUGAUGCCAUUAUUGGUGUGAUUGAUAAGUCUGACCGUGAUAAUGGACUCACCAAAGCUCACACAGAGGCCACAGUGGCUGAUCUGAUUGGAGCAGGCCUGGAUACCAUCUCCACUGCUCUUCACUGGAUCGUCCUACUGCUGGCAAAACACCCGGACAUACAAACCAUACUCCAUGAGCUCAUUGAUAAGGUUGUAGGAAGAGAGAGGCUCCCGUCAACAGAGGACCGAAGUCACCUAACCCUCCUGGAUGCCUUCAUCUACGAAACCAUGCGCUUCACCAGCUUCGUCCCAGUCACCAUCCCUCACUCCACAACUUCAGACGUAACCAUUGAGGGUCUACACAUCCCCAAAGACACAGUGGUCUUCAUCAAUCAGUGGUCAAUCAAUCAUGACCCCCUUAAAUGGAAGGAUCCACACAUCUUUAACCCCUCACGCUUCCUGGAUGAAAACGGCUCCCUUGACAAAGAUCUCACCAAUAACGUGAUGAUCUUCUCAGCCGGGAAAAGAAGAUGUAUUGGGGACCAGAUCGCCAAAGUUGAGAUGUUCCUGUUCGUUGCGGUUCUCCUUCACCAAUGUAAUUUUGAGAAAUGUCCCGAAGACAAUCUGUCUUUAGACUGCACCUAUGGUCUGACACUGAAGCCUUUAGAUUACAAGAUCACUGCCAAACUCAGGGGAGAGUUGCUUACAGCCCAGUAA
Molecule: messenger RNA, 1575 nt
Organism: Xyrichtys novacula (pearly razorfish)
Lineage: Eukaryota; Metazoa; Chordata; Actinopteri; Labriformes; Labridae
Source: the annotation of a GenBank genome assembly